UAGGCAACCAACAAGGCGAUUUAUACAACCCCAACUAAGGACAGAAUGGCGCAAUUUAUUGGAAGAUCCUGGCUACAAAAUGGCGGCACCGCAACUAUGCAAAACCAAAUCUCAACACCCGUCUUUUACUUGUAUGUUCAUUAACGAAACCCAAUCUGCACAGCGUAGCUCUACGCAUAUAGCUGAGAAAAACAAAAGGAACGGACUUUGUCGAGAAAUUGAAGGGCUGGUUGCAAAAUGGGCAGCAGGGAAAGAGCUCAGAAAUUUGUGAGUUUCAGUGAACAGGACGGCGAUUCGUCGUAUCUUGAUUGCACUACAGAAUCUAUGCUUCACUGUCAGUUUCACUUUUCCUGUUCUGAAGCUGCGAUUUCUGCUUCUGAUGACGGCGCGAAUGGAACUUCAGCAGUCCUUACUAGAGGAAGAUUCGGUUCCGGGAAAGCUGCGGUCUUUACAGCUUCUCAGAGGCAAGAACUGGAGAGGCAGACUUUAGUGUACAAAUUCAUAAUCUCAUUCGUUCCUGUUCCUCCACAGCUUCUUUUUCCUUUUCUGGGAACCCAAUCCAACAGUAAUAUUCCUCAAUUUCUUGAAUUGUCACCCCCUCCAAAAUAUUAAAAAAAAGGGCAUAUCUCCUCUUUUUUGAAGGUUUUUUUGUUUUAUUUCAAAUGUAAUCUUGAUGGGUAGUUUAUUCUACCAAAAGUUGCAAAAAGGGCUUAUCUUGGUUUUAUUUAUUUAUUCAUUUUUUGGAUGACAAAGCUGGAUUGAAUUUGAAGAAUAAAGCCAGAUUGGAUCUGGAAGGGUGGAGGUGUAAGCGAACAGAUGGUAAGAAAUGGCGGUGCUCCAAGGAUGCAUUGCCCGAUAAGAAAUACUGCGAGCGACAUGCUCAUAAAAACCGACCCCGUUCAAGAAAGCAUGUGGAAAUCCAAUCUCAAAUCAGUUCUGGUAAUCAGAAGACUAACACUACGCCUAAUUGUCACUUUCAUGUACCUCCUUCAUCUGAUCAAACCAGGUCGUUUGAGUGGUUGUCUAGAAGUGGUGGUAGUACAUGCCCUUCAUCUACACUGGGAUUGAAGAGCGCACAUAGAUCUCAUUAUAAUGAUGAGCACAACAUAUUGACCUCAAAUCAGAAUCCCGAUGGGGGUGGGCAAGAAUUAAGUGACUUGUUUCGCUACCACAACAUGGUAUUUCCUCAAGGGCGUUUGAAUACAAACCAUGAGAUAAUCCAGCCAGUACAGCAUUUCUUUGAUGGUCAAUCCAUGGGAGAGAAAGGUAAGCUAGACCAUGGAGUAGAAUCUUGGAGUUCAUCAUCAAUAAUGCCUGGUGGGCCUUUGGGUGAAGCCUUGGGUCUUGGCACUUCCUCAAAUUCGUCGUCACCUCUGUUGUCUUAGCAACAUAUAUCGGUUUGGGUGAGGAUGGUUGUUGUGCUCGCUUCGUUUAUUUCAUCUCACAAAUGUGCUAGAUGCAGGUUAAAAUUCUUAGCCUUUGAUUUUGUGAAUUUAAAGUUGUGCAAAUGUGAGUUUUUGUUUUCUCUUCGGUUCGAAUGCGUUGUUCCCACUUCUUAGCACACUAUGCUUGCAUUUUUCCCAUUUCUAGUACUCACAUUUCCCUUUUACAAUUAAUGUGGCCUAAUUCAAAGCAAAUGCAUAUCUUUAGGUAAAAUAAUAAAUUCG
Messenger RNA from Cuscuta epithymum, 1667 nucleotides. Lineage: Eukaryota; Viridiplantae; Streptophyta; Magnoliopsida; Solanales; Convolvulaceae. The record is from the annotation of a GenBank genome assembly.